This is a messenger RNA of Diaporthe batatas, 5064 nucleotides long. RefSeq names its product Cu(2+)-transporting P-type ATPase CCC2. Gene Ontology annotation, molecular function: P-type divalent copper transporter activity; ATP hydrolysis activity; copper ion binding. The transcript is spliced from 2 exons. NCBI's taxonomy places the organism in Eukaryota, Fungi, Ascomycota, Sordariomycetes, Diaporthales, Diaporthaceae. Gene Ontology annotation, biological process: copper ion homeostasis; monoatomic cation transport. Bases 1293 to 4844 code for a protein of 1183 amino acids. Gene Ontology annotation, cellular component: membrane. The record is from RefSeq and is a predicted model, not a curated record.
GGUGUAUCAAGAUCAGCUCAAAACGCUCUUGAGACCUGAGGCUCUGGGGGCAGGGGUCUCGGUCGACGGCCGGGCCCCCUCUGCCCAGGUGGCCCUGCAAGGUAGGCAGGCAGUCUACUGUGCUGCAGUGUAUAAUAAAGAUGCCUCCCCAAGCUCCCGUCGAAGCCACAUCGGCGGAUUCUGCGGGUGUGGUGACAUGAUCUGCAGCUAUUGGAAGGUGUCGUCGAUAGUCUGGUGCAGCGGACACUUUGGAUAAACACCGGCAGACUGUUCCUAUUGCGGUGGCCCCGGAGGCUCGGCAGUGCGGUUGCAAAGAUAAAGAGAUGCGUGCUGAGUGAGCCCUGGCCCGAUGGCGAACACAGGCCUUGGCCGUAAAACAAACGACGGCCAGACCUCGAAACAAGAGCCGCCGCCUCUUGUCCUUUGUCCCCCUGGAUACCUGCUGGCCUCAGACAACGACCAGGCGGAUAGACAGAACGUGCUCAUGCGCCCGACUGACUAGUGCCCUGGGGCCCCCGGUCAACCCGCCCUCCUUGUUCACAUCACAAAUCAAGGGGCCACCCCCCACUGCUGAUGAAUCCAGCGGCCCAGCCCUGUGUGCGGGUUCCAGGCUUGCACCACGGAUUUCAUUAGCCAGAAGGCCCUCGGGGCCCUCCCGCUGACGCCUCUUCUCUCUCGCUUCUUAUUAUUCUCUGAUCCGCAUCAGGGGUACUGGGUACCUGGAUACUUCUAAACCUUAGCUCUCUUCCAGAAACGACAAACCUGCGACACACCUCAACCCGCCCGCCAGUGGUCACUUUAGACUCAGAUCCCGCACUCCCGACCGAGUCAAACCCGACUGCCCUGCCGCCUUUUCUCCUCCUCCCCUCCUGUUUACAGAGCAAACCUUUUGACCUCUUCAUGUCCUGCCUGUGUCACUUCUCGCUCCCGCCCACUGUCACCCUCCAGCAUCCUUGAACCCCGACCGACUCCAUCUUCCACGCCGCCAUUUCUUCCGGGCGCACGCAGCCUCACGAGUCCUCGGCUCGCUGGCCCCUACUUGUACAUACCUUGCCUGUACAUAAGCUGAUAUCAGCCCCGGAAGCUGGUCUUCUGGUCUCCCCACCAGUCUAUAAUCCACAUCUUCCUCUUCCAGAGACACAUUUCCAUUAGCCUGCAUUGCCUAUCUUUUCCCAGUCCCCAACUCCCAAUCCCCAAUGCGUUGCGACUCCAUCUAGCAUCGCCACGCCCUAGCUUCCGAGCACAGUCGGCCUGUCGACGACACCCGCCGCCUACAACCAACAGCCAGCGAUAUGGCUCCCUCACACAUCAGCAUUCCCUCUGGGCCAUCUGGGGGCUUAUUAUUAAGUGCCCCGCCCUCAGCACAAUGGGCUACCACCACUUUGAAAGUUGGCGGCAUGACUUGCGGUGCAUGUACCUCGGCCGUCGAGAGCGGGCUCAAAAACGUUGACGGGGUCGGGAACGUGUCCGUCAGCCUAAUCAUGGAGAGGGCUGUCGUUAUGCACGACCCUGCGAGAAUAACCGCCGAGAAGAUCGCAGAGAUAAUUGAAGAUCGAGGUUUCGACGCCGAGGUCCUCGCAACAGACAUACAAACACCCAGGGCAAAUGUCGACCAUGCUUUUAAGGAUGCCAUGGACGACGGCGGCGUUAAAUACGUUGGGACCGUCGUGGCCAUCGAGGGCAUGACAUGCGGCGCCUGCACCUCCGCCGUCGAAGGCGCAUUCAAGGACGUCCCCGGCCUCAGGUCUUUCAGCAUUUCCCUGUUGUCCGAGAGGGCUGUUAUAGACCACGACCCCGUCGCUUUGCCAGCCGACAGGAUCGCAGAGAUGAUCGAGGACCGGGGCUUUGGCGCAACUAUCGUCGAGUCGACGCCGCUGGAGCCUGAGAAAAAGACCAGCUCUGCCGCCUCAGCAAGGAAUUCGUCAUCAAUAGUAACGACUGUUGCCAUCGAGGGCAUGACCUGUGGCGCUUGCACCUCAGCCGUCGAGUCUGGAUUCAAGGGGGUGGAAGGCAUGAUCAAGUUCAACAUCAGCCUUUUGGCUGAGAGGGCUGUGAUUACACACAACCCAUCGAUACUGCCCUCGGAAAAGAUCGUCGAGAUCAUCGAGGACAGAGGGUUUGACGCCAACAUCAUUUCAACCCAAGCCGAGUCAGCCGAUGCUGCCGAAACCACGUCCACCGCGCAAUUCAAAGUCUUCGGUGUACCGGAUGCCACAGCCGCCACCGCCCUGGAGGGGACCCUGCAGGCUAUGCCUGGUGUCAGCUCGGCCAAGCUGAGCCUUUCAACAUCGCGCAUGACUGUGAACCACCAGCCGCACACGACAGGUCUACGUGCGAUCGUUGAGGCGGUCGAGAAAGCAGGUUACAACGCUCUGGUUGCCGACAAUGAUGACAACAACGCCCAGCUAGAGUCUCUGGCCAAGACGAGAGAGAUCAACGAAUGGAGACGCGCCUUCAAGACGUCCUUGUCCUUCGCUAUCCCGGUUUUCUUCAUCGGCAUGAUCCUGCCCAUGGCUCUGCCCUUCCUGGAUUUUGGAUCAUGGCAACUCCUGCCCGGUCUCUUUCUUGGCGAUAUCUUGUGUCUGGUCCUCACCAUUCCCGUUCAGUUCGGCAUCGGAAAGCGCUUCUACAUUUCCGCAUACAAGUCGAUCAAGCACGGCUCACCGACCAUGGACGUUCUGGUCGUCUUGGGCACCUCCUGUGCCUUUUUCUUCAGCUGCGUUGCUAUGCUGGUGUCCUUCUUCUUCCCGCCUCACUCGAGACCGAGCACCAUCUUCGACACGAGCACCAUGCUGAUCACUUUCAUCACGCUCGGUCGAUUCCUGGAAAACCGUGCCAAGGGCCAGACCUCCAAGGCACUGUCGAGAUUGAUGUCACUGGCUCCAUCCAUGGCGACCAUCUACGCUGAUCCCAUUGCUGCCGAGAAGGCUGCCGAGAACUGGGACAACGUCGCGGGAAAUGGCGAGCCAAAGACCCCGAUGGCAGACGGCAAUGCUGCUGAGGAGAAGAUCAUCCCGACCGAGCUCAUCCAGGUCGGAGACAUAGUAAUUCUCCGACCGGGAGACAAGAUCCCUGCUGAUGGUGUCUUGGUCCGAGGUGAGACAUAUGUGGACGAGAGCAUGGUCACUGGCGAGGCCAUGCCUGUCCAGAAGCGCAAGGGCUCCAACCUGAUCGGGGGUACCGUCAACGGCCACGGGCGAUGCGACCUCAGGGUCAUCCGCGCCGGCAGGGACACUCAGCUCAGCCAGAUUGUGAAGCUCGUCCAGGAUGCUCAGACAACAAGAGCCCCGAUUCAGAGGCUGGCGGACACCCUCGCCGGAUACUUUGUCCCGACUAUCCUUGUCCUUGGUUUCGGGACCUUUGUCGUUUGGAUGAUCCUCAGCCAUGUCCUCACCCACCCACCAAAGAUAUUCGAGGAGGAAGCCAGCGGUGGCAAGAUAUUUGUAUGCGUCAAGCUGUGCAUCGCGACCAUCGUCUUUGCUUGCCCGUGUGCACUCGGCCUCGCCACUCCGACUGCCGUUAUGGUCGGCACGGGAGUCGGUGCUGAGAACGGUAUCCUGGUCAAGGGCGGAGCGGCCUUGGAGACCACCACCAAAGUUACUCAGGUUGUUCUCGACAAGACUGGCACUAUCACAUAUGGCAAGAUGACAGUGGCCAACAUGAAGGUCGUUCCCCUCUGGCAAGAUAAUGAAUGGCGUCGUCGAUUGUGGUGGACAAUUGUUGGUCUCGCGGAGAUGGGCAGUGAGCAUCCUGUUGGUAAGGCCGUGCUCCGUGCGGCCAAGACCGAAAUCGGUAUCGGCCCCGAGGACACCAUCGAGGGCAGCGUUGGCGACUUUACUGCUGCCGUUGGCCGUGGUAUUUCGGCCAGCGUGGAGCCGGCCACCAGCGCCGAGCGUACCCGGUACACAGUACUGGUUGGCAACGUCAAGUUCUUGCGUGAGAACAAUGUCGACGUGCCCCCAGAGGCCAUCGAAGCAUCUGAACGCAUUAAUAAGGAUGCUUCCUCUGGCAAGGCCGGCGAUUCUGCUGGAACGACCAACAUCUUCAUCGCCAUCGACGGCAAAUACUCUGGUCACCUGUGUCUCUCCGACACGAUCAAGGAAGGCGCGGCCGCUGCCAUCGCCGUCCUGCAGCAUCGCAUGGGCGUCAAGGUGGCCAUGGUCACUGGCGACCAGCCCGGCACUGCGCAUGCAGUCGCUGCUGCGGUUGGUAUCGCGGAGGAGGACGUCCACGCUGGUGUGAGCCCAGACCAGAAGCAGGCUAUUAUCCGCCAGCUCCGUGAGCAGGGCGAAUGCGUGGCCAUGGUGGGCGACGGCAUCAACGACUCUCCCGCCCUCGCGACCGCCGACGUGGGCAUCGCCAUGAGCUCUGGCACAGACGUGGCCAUGGAGGCGGCAGACGUGGUCCUCAUGCGACCUGACGAGCUGAUGGACAUCCCUGCUGCGCUUCACCUCGCCAAGUCGAUAUUCAACCGUAUCAAGGGCAACCUGGCGUGGGCCUGCAUGUACAACAUCAUCGGACUCCCCUUCGCCAUGGGAAUCUUCCUGCCCUUCGGCUUCCACCUGCAUCCCAUGGCUGCCGGGGCGGCCAUGGCGCUGAGUUCCGUGUCGGUCGUGGUAUCAUCGCUGCUGCUCAAGUUCUGGCGGAGGCCGCGCUGGAUGGACGAGGCCGCGGGCCAGGCUGCCAUGAACAGGAGGGCGAAGCGGCCUGGCAAGAUGGACAUGGUCAAGAACCUCGCUUCGGACGUCCUUGAUCGCGCGAAGGGUGUCGUAGGCCGGAGGAGGAAGGACGAGGAAGGCUACGUGCCCCUGGCGAAUCUGGCAGAUGCCGAGGACAGAGUAUGAUUGGGUUGUUAUCAUUUUGGCCGGGAGAGAUGGAUAGCAGAAGCACCGCCACCUUUACGAUUGUCUUUUCCCUUUUCUGGGCUUUGGGAACGAACCUAUGUUGAUGGCGUAACUGGCAUAGCGUAUACUUGAAUGUAUUAAUCGACAUCAAGCUUGUUCGGUCCGAUCCAGUGUGAUAGUUCGUGCCUCUUCAGUCAAGACUUGUCCAAAUCGACCCUCG